UAGCAAAGGACAUCAGCGACACACGACACAAGAUGCCAGGCAGACUCAUUUCUUGGCCAGAGUGGCCCGAGUUCACCCCUACCAAGGCUGAAGGGGGAGAUGACCUUAUCGGAUACAAGAAAGCGAUAGUCGACAAGUACGGCAAGGACGCCAUUGUCCAGAGCUGGCUGAAGGUGUGCAAGGAGUUGGAGUCUGUCACUGACAACAUCGCGUCCCAAGGCAGCGCCGCCAUCCCAGAGCUCCAAUUUGACGACCUCUUCUCCUUGAGUCCGGAGAAGAAGACCCAGCUCAAGAACACCGGAUGCUUCGUUGUCCGAAACGUCUUCAGCAAGGAGCAAGCAGACCAGUGGUUCUCGGACCUCAAAGAGUAUGUCGCCGCCAACAGGUCGUCGAUUAAAGGCUGGCCCGUCGAGACCCCGUUCAUCCUCAACCUAUACUACUCACCAACUCAGAUCGCUGCCCGCUCACAUCCCAACCAGCUAAAGCUGUCUGAGGAGCUCAACUCUUGGUGGCACGACGACACGGGCAAGACCUCGCCCGAGCCCCUGUCCUAUGCGGACGGUGUCCGCAUCCGUCCUCCAGGGGUUCAAUUCCGAGGUCUCGGCCCUCACAUCGACGCCGGCAGUCUCUCUCGAUGGGCCGACCCAACCUACCAAUCCGUCUACUCGGCCGUCUUCUCAGGCCACCCAGAACACCUCGACAACUAUGACCUGACCAUCCGCAAGAACGCCAACCAAGCCCUAUUCCCUGGCUCCGCACAUUCCAGAGUCUUCCGCAGCUUCCAGGCCUGGACGGCCCUGACGUCCGCAGGCCCCGGCGAGGGAUCGCUGAUGCUGUACCCCAACGUCAAGUACACCAUCGCAUACCUGUUGCUGCGCCCAUUCUUCCAGGCCCCAUCGUCCGAAGAGGACGUCAUGGACGCCAGCAAAUGGACCUUCGACCCCGAGAGCCCUUGGUUCCCAGGCACAUUCCGCAUGGACAGCCAAUUGUUGUCCCCCAGCUCGCAUCCUCACCUGCGCCUGCGCGAGUGCAUGGUCAGCGUGCCGCACAUGAACCCCGGCGACACCGUCUGGUGGCACGCCGACAUGUGCCACGCCGUCGAGGUCGAGCACGAAGGCGACCACGACGCGAGCGUCACGUAUAUCGCCGCCACACCCCGGACGGAGCAGAACAUGAGCUACGUCAAGGGUCAAUUGGAGGAUUUCUUGAAGGGUGUUCCACCCGAGGACUUCCGAAAGGGUCCUCGCGAGAAGGACUUUAAGCUGUUCACUGGCGAGAAGGGCAUUUUGAGUGGUGAGGCGGGCAGACGGGCUUUCGGGUUCGAUUUGAUCUCUUCCUAGUCUAAAAAAUGUAUAGCAUAUAAAAUUUACAUAGCAUAGCAUGUUGUGUACGGAGUAUUUUGACUUAGCUCAUUCAGAUUGGGCGCACUCUAUUACUACUAGGUAGUUGUCGAAAAACUUAGCCUGUACUGUACGAAACA
Molecule: messenger RNA, 1480 nt
Organism: Exophiala viscosa
Lineage: Eukaryota; Fungi; Ascomycota; Eurotiomycetes; Chaetothyriales; Herpotrichiellaceae
Exons: 1
Coding region: 33-1340 (435 amino acids)
Source: RefSeq, a predicted model, not a curated record